CUCACUUGUCAUCCCACAACGUGCCGCGCGCAUAUUCGGGGUCGGGAUGUGUCGCAGACAGAGAGAUGUCCGCCGGCCUGUCCGGAGCUUUCCAGGCAGCAUUCGACACUGAAAAUCUCCUGAUUUCUUUUCAACCUUACAUUCGCAAUGCAAACUCGAAAUCGACCCGAAUGCCUGAUGGAUCAGCGGUGUUGAGCUGGAUUCGGGCACAGUGAAGUCAUUCAGAAGAUGGCGACAUAUGCGCAGGGUACCAAGCCGUUAGCUGGACCGGUUCCUGGCCAGCCCGUUGGCUUGAUGGACGGUCCCGAAUCACAGUCAACUCAAGAGACUGGCUCUACAUCACUCGAACUUUGCAGAUACGAAAAAGGUCAGAGCACAGAAGAAGAAGAGCGGAGUCGAAGUUUUGCUCUCAUUCAAAGAAUCUCCGAAAAGCACCGCAUCGAGAAACAGGCAUCGCGAAAUCAACCAAAAUCUAGAGAGCUACAGCAAUAUCUUGAUGUCCUAAAAGAUGCCAUUCCAAGACUGCCCGACAAUAAUCUACUCCCUGGGCCUGAGAUGCCGACGAUUACCUUCAGUCGGCCCCGACUAUCUUAUCCGAUCAUCAUCAAACAACGAUUAUCCGGGAUAUCAUCACCGAAGUUUUCGCGAACUUACCCCUCUGGCUUGCAAAAUUGCGGUAUUGGAAAGAAGGACUUCUUGAGAUUCAUAGACGACGUGAACCGAGUAGACGAGCCAUCAGGAUCACCAGGCGACCAUGUAAUGAAUAUGGAUGGCUUCGCCGGCAUGACGGCCCUCACCACAUCGCAUCCGAUGUUGCUUUCAAUGGGAAUUGGUGUGGCGUCCUACUAUGGGAAAAAUACACCGAGACGAAGCGCAAUCAGCGAAAUUUUGCGGAAGGCGAACAACGAGCUUUUCUAUCCAAGGGGUCUCGUUUGCGUUCUUGUCCCAUGUCGACGGGCAGAGCCGAAGGAGGCUAAUAAGACACCUGUGAGAGGAGGUGCAGCAGCAGCAUCGACAAACCCUACGGAUCGAGGCCGGGAGAAGAAAAUAAAACUGCGGCAAAAGACAGUGGGAAGAUUGAGGGAUAACAAAUGGCCGGUACUCUCCCAAUUCGAAUUCUUGGAUGCGCACAAUUCUCAUCCGAACUCAGACGGUAAGCGGCCACCUCUGAGGCAGUCGCACCGAUCAAGACGAGGGGGAAAUGCUGGCAGCGAAAGCGGGGAGAAGAGAGGACUUGGGCAAGUGAUGAAGGAGCAUCACGAAAACGAAAACAUCGUCGAGGGCCGGCUGCGACAGUCCACAUCAAGAUGCGCAAACUCGAAGCAUCCAGCAAGGAUGGAGGAUGAAACAAACUCUCUGAGUAGCAACAAAGCUGCCAUAUGGGAUUCUAUUUGGAACCUGUCUUCAAAUUCUGGAUUUGCUCCGGAAAAGGUUGAAGUCGGGAGCCUGCCUGCCGAUUUCUUUACCGCCGAGACGGAUGAGGAUGCGGCCCACGAGGAGACGCAGCAAACGGAAUCAAAAUCGAAGUACAUUAGUACUUUCUUAGAGCAUCGAGCUCCAAGUCAGGGAAGACUUUGAGUUCAGUAAGAGCCUUCUUGCAAGGCACCGUGGUACUGCCUGACGCUUCCUUGCACCACACACUGUAUCUCAUGAUAGGGAAUUCCCUUGAAGAAGUUGACGAUGCCAACUAGGACGCCCGCAUUCAUGGGAGAGCAUUCGGGCUCAGGUUAACCUUGCGUGAGAAGAGCUUUGUGGUUUUAGGCCCAAGGCUUUCUCCAUCACAUUUAGUACAGCCAUAAUCCACCAAGUCAGCUACUACGGCUUCGUUACGCAAGUACACCCACUUGCACUCCACAUCUCGCUGCUAUCUUGAGUACUUAUGCACAAGUCCUUUGCCAAGCCCUAGAUAAUACGGCAUAGGUGGGCUCCUGUGGUGAGAAAUGUCC
This is a messenger RNA of Colletotrichum acutatum, 1946 nucleotides long. RefSeq lists its product as uncharacterized. Bases 229 to 1578 code for a protein of 449 amino acids. The transcript has a single exon. The record is from RefSeq and is a predicted model, not a curated record. Lineage: Eukaryota; Fungi; Ascomycota; Sordariomycetes; Glomerellales; Glomerellaceae.